Messenger RNA from Spathaspora passalidarum NRRL Y-27907, 837 nucleotides. RefSeq lists its product as uncharacterized. The record is from RefSeq and is a predicted model, not a curated record. The transcript is spliced from 2 exons. Lineage: Eukaryota; Fungi; Ascomycota; Pichiomycetes; Serinales; Debaryomycetaceae. Bases 1 to 837 code for a protein of 278 amino acids.
AUGGUAUUCAAAUUCACAAUUGACGAUGUACUUAAUCGAUACCUUCCUGCUAACCGUCUCAAUCGGCUUCCGUACCCGAUUUCCCGUUUUCUUGGUGCUCACACUCCAUCACCUAAACAUGACUAUUUGAUCUGGAUAGAGAUCUUGGUUAGUUCCUUCUGUGGGAUCGCAUUAAUAGAAGGUAUAUUCAAGUCGCAAACAGUGUUUACAGCCCAUAAUGCCCCAUUAAUAAUCGCCUCCUACGGUGCUACGGCCAUCUUGUGUUUCAAUGCCAGUCAAGCACCGUUGUCGCAGCCAAGAAAUAUUCUUGUUGGCCAUUUUCUUAGUGCAUUAAUUGGACUCUGUAUCGAGAAAUUGUUCCUGUUGAGUCAAGCUGGGAGAGAUAAUUAUUGGGCCAGUGGAGCAUUGAGCGUGGCGGUUGCUUCCGUGGCCAUGUCGAUAUUCAAUUGUGUCCAUCCGCCCGCUGGUGCAAGUGCGUUGCUUCCUAGUGUAGACGAGCUGAUUAGGUCUAUGAGCUGGUGGUAUUUGCCAGUCCAAUUGGUGUCUUCUGUUUUAAUUAUUUGUGUGGCUUUGAUUUUUGGUAAUAUUCUAAGAAAAUACCCUGUGUAUUGGUGGACUCCUGCUCCCGUAGGUAAACCAAAACCAAAAGAAGAUUUGGAAAGUUUGAGCGAAGGUGAACCUCAUUCUGAAGGUGGUAUCACCGUAGUGCCUGGAAUACACACAAUUACUAUAACUGUGGAUAGUGUGAUGGUUCCUGAAGAAAUAGAUUUAGAUGAAAUCGAUAAUAAUUGGUUAGAAGGGUUACAGUCAAGACUAAGACUAUUAAGUUCUGAGUAA